UGUGUGCGCACGAGCAGUCAGCCGGGCAGUGGGUCUUGACAAACGGGGAGUGUCGUUUUCUCAGCAAUUCGUGUCUGGUUUUUGUGGCAGAAAAAAUGCCUGUGGAAUGCGAAAUGGUGGCAAAGUGCAUGUGAAUUGUCCAGUCAGUGUGUCAGUGCAUCGAUUGGGAUAGUUGGUGCUUGUGGGGAGCCCCAGGGAGAAUCGCAGCAGCCAAGGACACCUCGCGAGUCUGUCCACACCCAGCGAGGGGGCGCGCCGAUGGUGUGUCCGGAAAGAUGAAUUCGGUGCUGUCCGCGUUCAAGAGUGGCGGCAAAUGUGACCAGACCCGCGCGAAACCACCCACAAAGAAGAGAGACAGCGACUACGAGAGCCUGAGGCGCAUCCGAGAGAUCAGCGCCAGUAGCAAGAUGAGCAAUCUCAUGCCGGACGACGAGGUGGACGCCGCUGUGGUGUUUCCGGUCGCUCGACCGCCCCAACCCGUGUCCAUGGGGCGCUCCAGCACAGCCUCGGCGGACGGAAGUGACGCCAAGGCGGCCAGGAGGGACGUAUUCUCUUUGCCUGCUGUGCACGGCAAGAAGGCGACCGAGACUGGCGGCAGGACGCGGAUGUCGACACACCAAAGAAACCUCAGUCUCGACUUCAGGUCCAUGGGAAUCCUCUUGCCGCCCGUGUCGCAAGUCACCAAGUCCAACGGCAGGAAGAUUGUCACGCAGCAUCACCGCAACAGGAGUCUGGACAGUGUUCUCCAGCGAAUUCCAGAGGUCGAAGUUUCCUCGCCAAGUGCAGAAUCUGAGAAUAUUCUCUGUGCACAUGCAAUGCUGAGUGCAGCCAAACCGUCGACAGUGGGAAAGGAAGCUGAGGAUGCGGAGGAUGCCGGCCAGAAGCAACUCACGGUGACAGCCGCGAGCACAGUGAAAGGGAGUGGCGAGAGUCAGAAGAAGAAGGAUGAUCUGACGAGUCUGGGGUCGGAUGAUUCGGGAAUUAUCUGUGGAUCAGAGCCUGAUCAGACGCCACUGAGCAAGGCAGCGCGGCAGAGCCACGAGAGUCUCGAUUCAGGUGGCGUUCCCGAUGCUGCAGAGCUCGUGGAUGAGAAUGCCAAGAGUCCAGCAACACCUCCGGCCGAACCGCAGCGCAGCAGUGGGAGGAAUUAUCUCAUAAAUACUCUGACGAGGAAGGGUGACGGACAGAAGCAUCAGAUGAAGAGUGUCGCCGUGGCGAUUGAUCUCGAUUCAGCGCCCACGGAUGUCGAUGAGGUGGACAGCAAGACGGAGUGCAAAUCCCCGGGCGACAAUCUCAAGAAUGAGCUGAUCUUUAAGAGCUUCUUCGGUGCCACGCGCAAUGUAAUUUUCAGGACGGCACAGAGUAUCAUUGACAAUCACGAGAAGAAGAACAAGGAGGAUCAGCCGAAGGCUCGAAAGGAUUUCCUUCUCCUCAAAUCCGCGUCCAGCCGCAAGAAGGCCACCACAUCGCCUGAGUGUCUGUCACCAGAGGUGGAGGAGAAAUCUCAGCACAACUCCAUCUUCUCGCUGCGGCCCAAGAGCAAGGGCAAAGUGCCCGGUGUGGCGCAGUGUUAUGUGCACGAGGAGAGAAGGGAGGCUGGCCAGUGUGUGGCCGGCAGCUCGGGGAAGAAAGUCGGCCACAACGGGUUGCUGCGCUUCUUCGAGUCUCCUGUCUUCAAUAUUCAUUUUGCCGUGCACUAUCUGUUCUAUUCCAAAGAGCCAGGCGUGUUGAGCUUCAUCGGGAACAAAAUAUUCAGCUUCAACGACACUGAGGUUGACCUGUACAUUCCACAAUUGAUCUUGAUGUACAUCCAAAUAGACGAGCUGGCUGAAGUUCUCGAUCCCUAUUUGGUGUACCGAUGUCGCAAGAGUGCAGAUUUCUCCAUUAAGUGUUCAUGGCUACUAGAGGCGUACAACUACAAUGUGGACACGGCGAAUGGGAGUGGAGCGAAUUCGACCAAGUUGUCGCAGUUGUUCCUGCUGAAGGAGUUGUAUCCGAAGAAAGAGAGGCGACAGAGGCGAUUCGAUGUUCAUGAGGUGGUGUAUGAUGAGGAGAUUUUGUCACCGACGAAGAAGACACACCACAGAUCGCAAUCCGACGCCACUGGGUUGAUUCAUGAUAGUCGCAAGCGCGCCCCACUCACUGUUGCGAACUUCUCGCUGUCACACCUGUCGUUGGGUGAUCUGACCACGGGCAGAGCGUUCGACAAUGGGUGUAUCUGCUUCGAGAGCGUCCGCGGUACAGUGAACAAUUUGCGUGGGCACAAGACGCUGUGUGUGUGUGGGGCGCCAAAGCUCCUGGCUCAGCGCGAAUUCAUGAAGACACUCAUUGAGAUUGGGCGGCAAUUGACGAGUCUACCCACGAAGAGUGAAAAGACGACGCAAUUGAGAAUGUCACUAAAUUCAGUGAAUAAGAAUCUUCCAGCACGCGUUUGGCUUCCACUGCACACGGAGAUUCCGCAUCAUGUGGUGAGGAUCACGGAGGACAAGACUGCUGUGCUCAAUUCCAAAGACAAAACACCCUACAUUAUUUAUGUGGAGGUAAUGGAAGUCGAUGACAUCUACACAUGCCCAGUGAUACCAAAGAUGAUGCCAACUCUGCGCCAUACGAGAAGUGUUGAACACUUGGAAUCUGCCGGUAAUCAUGUGUCUGGUGACACUGUGAGUUCAACGAAUCCCAAACUGCAGGUGCCACUGCGAGUGAGGACAGUGCAUCAACUCUCGCUCUCCAACUCCUCAGACGCGGGCGGUGGUGAGAAGGUGUCGGAAUCCACGGCUUCCUCUUCGACAGAUGUGGCGGACUCAGGACUGGUGGCCACAGCCACAGAUCUGGGGAGCAUUGAGAAGAUUGAGAUAACGGAGGAUGAUGUGUGGUCACAGGAGGAUGAUGAGAUAACAGCGCAGUAUUUGAACUUGCACAAGCUCAGCGAGAGAGAUACACUGUCGCAAAUGUCUCUCGAAUCGUGUGACUCAAGGGAGCAGAGUGUUCCAGCUCUGUUCAACAUCGGUGACGUCCGGACGCGACACUGUGCCAAUUUGAAUAAUGAGAAUGCCAAACCGUUCAGUAAUGAUCCUGAAGAUCCCUCGGCAGCUGCUCUCAAGGAACCUUGGCAUGAGAAGGAGAAGUUAAUCAGGGAGACCUCACCUUAUGGUCAUCUCUCAAAUUGGCGCCUCUUGUCUGCCAUUGUGAAGUGUGGCGAUGAUCUACGACAGGAGUUGAUGGCCACACAAUUGCUUCAGAUGUUCAAACUGAUUUGGCAAGAGGAGGAGGUGGACAUGUGGGUGCGUCCAUACAAAAUUGUCUGUCUCUCCAAUGAUUCGGGCCUGAUUGAGCCAAUUCCCAAUACGGUGUCUCUCCAUCAAAUUAAGAAGAAUUCCAACAAGAGUCUUCGGGACUACUUCAUCGAUGAACACGGUGAGCCUGAGGAGGCGCGAUUCAAGCGAGCACAGAGGAAUUUCAUGCAAUCCUGCGCUGCUUAUUGCUUAAUAUCCUACUUGCUGCAGGUCAAGGAUCGGCACAAUGGCAAUAUUCUCCUCCAUUCGGAUGGUCAUCUUAUUCAUAUCGAUUUUGGGUUUAUUUUGAACAUUUCGCCCAAAAAUCUGGGCUUUGAGCAGUCACCAUUCAAGAUGACACCAGAAUUUGUGGAUGUCAUGGGCGGCGCUUCAUCAGCUUUGUGGCAGGAGUUCAAACAUUUACUCCUCAAAGGCUUGCUGGCGGCGCGAAAACACCAAGAUCGAAUUAUCAAUAUUGUUGAGAUUAUGAGGAGCUGCUCUCAGCUUCCGUGUUUCAAGAAUGGCUGCUCGGGAACUGUUCGAAAUCUGCGGAAUCGCUUUCACAUGAGUCUGACAGAGCAAGAACUGGAUCGAAAGGUAGAUCAAUUGAUUCAGGAUUCUCUCAAUUCUCUGUCGACAAAACUGUACGAUGGGUAUCAGUAUCUAACUAAUGGGAUAUUGUGAGAACGAUUUUAUAUGAAAAUCUAAGAAGAGAAGGAGGAAAGAUAAAAAAAAUGCAAAUUUCACAAUACUAAAAUCGACUUAGAAUUAGUUUAUUUCUCUCUUUACAAAAUACUAUUAAAGUAAAGAAAAAAUAUUACAAAAAGAAGGAGAUUCAAGAGCGUGAAAAAAUCGUAAGUGUGCGUGUGUCAUUGAGAUGAAUUAUGAGGAGAGAGAGUUAUGAAAACUAUUAUAAAUAUUACGUCCAUUUUUUCUAUAUAUAUAUAUUAAAGAAAAAACCAUUUAAUCUAUACAAAAUCAUAUUAGAGGUGUAUCGAUAAAUAUGAGAGCAUUUUGAAAGAUAAUUUUCAUGCUACCACUGAUGAAAUCCACUAAAGAUAUUACUAUACAUUUUAUGUGACCACAAGAAAUAGAAAAAAAAAGUCGGUAAAUGAUUAAGUAUAAUUCCUAGAUAUUAAGUGCUGAUAAUCAAAUCAUACAAUUUACUGAUAGAACUAAUUGAUUAGUUGUAAAAUCUGUAUAUUCGUUGAUGGAAAACUGCAAAGUUGUGGAAAAAAUGCAAAAUAAGUUUUAAGGCUAAGGCAAGAAAUUGCGCGAAAAGUGAAUUGGAUUAUUUAUUCUAUAAUGAAAAGAUAAAAUGUUCUCUUUUUUACAUAAACAGGCAUAUAAACUAGAUAUUUGUAUGAUGUACCUCCUUAUAUACCUUAAAAAGCAAAAAAAAAACAGAAAAGUGAAAUGAAACAUAGAGACAGAAAGGAGAUCACUUGUCGAACUGAUGGUAGAGAGAAAGUUCAUAAAUUAAUCACGAAUGAGGAAAAAGAAGCAAAAGAAAACAUAAAAUCAUACUUAUAUAGAUUUGUGUGGUAAAUUUAAGAGAUCAAGUGUUUUUUUUUUCUUAUUCAUUUUCUCAAAAAUGAUUGGACAAGAGUUUUUACAUUGUCGCGAAAGUGCGCGAUAGAGAUUGUGAAGCGAUAAGGAGAGUCUGUAUAAUCUUGUUGGAAUGAUAAUGACGAAAGAGAGCAACAAUUAGCUAAUGUCGCGUUUGUUAAUCAAAUUUAUUAUAUAAAAAGAAAAAUUGCAAAAGAAAUUUUACAUAAUUGCUAUUGUGAAAGUGAAUUGGAAGAUAUGAGAUUAAUUGGAAAACAAAGAAAACAUUCUGAGCACCACCGAUUUUAAUUCUGUGUGCUGUCCCUUUUUUGUAAAUUCUUUCUUCAUAUGGCAAAAAGAAGUCUUAGGAAUAAUUUCUCAGCAAUACUAAAUUGUCGAUUUAACACUUUCUUUUCUAACUCUACUUUAAUUCUACUUGUAAUUGACGGCAAAGUGCGGAAAACUGACGAUAGAUUUUUCUCAAUAAAAUCUUAUUUUAUAUCAUGUAA
Messenger RNA from Phlebotomus argentipes, 5329 nucleotides. RefSeq names its product phosphatidylinositol 4-kinase beta (gene fwd). The record is from RefSeq and is a predicted model, not a curated record. NCBI's taxonomy places the organism in Eukaryota, Metazoa, Arthropoda, Insecta, Diptera, Psychodidae. Gene Ontology annotation, biological process: phosphatidylinositol phosphate biosynthetic process; phosphatidylinositol-mediated signaling. The transcript is spliced from 9 exons. Gene Ontology annotation, molecular function: 1-phosphatidylinositol 4-kinase activity. Gene Ontology annotation, cellular component: membrane; cytoplasm. The coding region runs from base 276 to 3956 and encodes 1226 amino acids.